This is a messenger RNA of Oryzias melastigma (Indian medaka), 560 nucleotides long. It is a transcript of the gene s100a10b, whose product is annotated as S100 calcium binding protein A10b. The transcript has 3 exons. Gene Ontology annotation, molecular function: calcium ion binding. Gene Ontology annotation, cellular component: cytoplasm. The coding region runs from base 175 to 471 and encodes 98 amino acids. The record is from RefSeq and is a predicted model, not a curated record. Lineage: Eukaryota; Metazoa; Chordata; Actinopteri; Beloniformes; Adrianichthyidae.
UAGCCAGGGUGGUUCUUUCCUCCCUGAUUUUCUCCUGCCCUCCCCUCCUCUUCAUCUUUUGGGUGUGUCUUUCUAAACAAAUGCCUGGAUAAACUCGCAGUGAGCCCCAGAAUUCUUCCCUGAAGCACCUACUUUUUUUUUUUACUCUUCUUAACCUGUCCUCAUUGUGCAGCCAUGACUGAGCUGGAAAAAUCCAUGGAAUCCUUGAUUACGGUGUUCCAUCGAUAUGCCAAAGAAGGGGGGAACAAAAACACCCUGAGCAAGAAGGAGCUGAAGAAGCUGAUUGAGACUGAGUUACCCAACUUCCUCAAAAGCCAGAAAAGCCCAGACACUCUGGAUCGGAUCAUCAAAGAUUUGGACCAAAACAAAGACGACGAGCUGGACUUUGAAGAGUUCGCUCCCUUUGUUAUCGGCCUCUCAGUCGCCUGUGAAAAGCAUUACGCGCUGCUUCAUGAAAAGGCUAAAAAGUGAAGCGUUGACACAUCAAAUGAGGGAUGAUGACUACUUCUUUAAGAUGAAGAUCAUCUGCUGAGGUUUAAUUAAACAUUCAUUAAAAUAAA